Messenger RNA from Mus musculus (house mouse), 684 nucleotides. Its product is annotated as predicted gene, 20914. NCBI's taxonomy places the organism in Eukaryota, Metazoa, Chordata, Mammalia, Rodentia, Muridae. The record is from RefSeq and is a predicted model, not a curated record. Gene Ontology annotation, biological process: gamete generation; chromatin organization. The transcript has a single exon. The coding region runs from base 1 to 684 and encodes 227 amino acids.
AUGACAUCACUCAAGAAGAAGAGUAGGAGGAAGCCUUUUUCCCAGGCCCUGGGGAAUAUUGUUGGCUGCAGAAUUUCUCACGGGUGGAAGGAAGGUAAUGAGCCUGUCACCCAUUGGAAGGCCAUCAUUCUAGGUCAACUGCCAACAAACCCAUCUCUUUAUUUGGUGAAGUAUGACGGAAUUGACAGUGUCUACGGACAGGAGCUCCACAGCGAUGAGAGGAUUUUAAAUCUUAAGGUCUUGCCUCACAAAGUAGUUUUUCCUCAGGUGAGGGAUGUCCACCUCGCCAGCGCCCUGGUUGGCAGAGAGGUACAACACAAAUUUGAGGGGAAAGAUGGCUCUGAGGACAACUGGAGUGGGAUGGUGCUACCCCAGGUGCCAUUCUUACAGGACUAUUUUUACAUUUCCUACAAGAAGGAUCCGGUCCUCUACGUCUAUCAGCUCCUAGAUGACUACAAGGAAGGUAACCUCCACAUCAUUCCAGAGACCCCUCUGGCUGAGGCGAGAUCAGGUGAUGACAAUGACUUCUUAAUAGGUUCCUGGGUGCAGUACACCAGAGAUGAUGGAUCCAAAAAGUUCGGAAAGGUUGUUUACAAAGCUCUAGCCAAUCCUACUGUGUACUUUAUCAAAUUUCUUGGUGACCUCCAUAUCUAUGUCUAUACUCUGGUGUCAAAUAUCACUUAA